This is a messenger RNA of Hansenula ciferrii, 831 nucleotides long. RefSeq lists its product as uncharacterized. Lineage: Eukaryota; Fungi; Ascomycota; Saccharomycetes; Phaffomycetales; Wickerhamomycetaceae. The record is from RefSeq and is a predicted model, not a curated record. The transcript has a single exon. Gene Ontology annotation, biological process: mitochondrial electron transport, cytochrome c to oxygen. Bases 1 to 831 code for a protein of 276 amino acids.
AUGCUUAGAUUAAGAAAUUUAACUCUUCAGGGGACAAGGUUAUACUCCACUAUACCCAAACCAGAAAUUCCAAAGACUCAACAAGAAGCAAAUCCAACAUCAACACCAACAUCAACAAAACCAUUAAGUCAAAGAGAACAAAUUACAAAUAGACAAAGAAUAGAAUUAGCUCAAAAUGGGAUUAAAGAUAUAUUCGAAGGGUUCUUAACAAGUGAAGAAUCAUAUGAUCCGAUUGAUACUAAACCAAUCAUGGCAAAUCCUCCAUUAUAUAUUAAUUUAAGUGAAUUUCAAAGACAACAAGUUCGUGAAGAAUUAGAUAAAAGAUCAAGACAAAAUUGGAAUAAAUUAACUUCAGAUAUGAAAAAAAUGUCAUAUUUUCAUUCAUAUGGUAAUUAUGGACCAAGAGAAGAUUUAAGUAAUAAUUGGAAUAAAUUAAUAGCACCAGAAGAUUUACCAUUUAAAAUUCCAUCAAUUUCUAAAAUUGCUAAAUUACCAAGUGAAAAAAUUCAUAAAUUAGAUGAAGUUGAUUUAGAACAAGUUUCACCUAAAAGAAUUGAAAAUUGGAAUAAAAUGACAAGAAGAUUAGAUCCAUUUACUAAAAGUAUUGUUUAUAUUGCUGCAUUAGUUAGUCUUUAUGCAUUAUAUAAUGAUAAAAUGAUGGAAAAAGAAGGUAAAAUUCCAGAUUAUGAAGAAUUAGAAAAUAUACCUGAAAGUUCAUUAGUUUUAAUUGAUUUGAAAAGGGAACAAGAAUUAGCAGAUUUAAAAACAAAACAAGAACAAAGUGAAGUUAAAAAUCAAAAUAAAAAAUGGUAUUAUUUAUGGUUGAAAUGA